CCGUACCCGUGGGAAGAGAAAGGGAGGAGGAAGAAACAGGUGGGAGAAGCCCUGCGGACAGUGCCGUUGCUGCAGAAAACGAAAUUAGUAAAACCCUUCCUUCCCCGACUGCGCCGCAAACCCCCGACUUCACCACCGCCAAGGACCUCUUCAGCCCGCCGAGGUCUUCGUCUCCUCCUCAACAGCUAGCGGCUCCUCUCUGUCCCUGUCGGCAUCAAUGGCAAAGAAGAGAAGCAGGCUGCAGAAUCCGGAACCAUUCCUCCCGGAGGAGAAUGCCUCCGUCGCUUCCUCGAAGAAGCGUUCCAAAGCUCCCAGGAACCACCAGCAACAAGAGAAGACGAUAGCUUCCGGGAUAAGCUCGAAGAUUCUCAAAGAGGCUCUGAUUCAGCAGAGGGAGAUUGAAGAGGAAGCUCAGGAAAGAAAUCCUACCAGGGAGGCGUUUGCUGACAUAGCCAAGCACAGCGGAGGAGAAGUGGAAGACGAAGAUGGCGAUAUUGAUGAUUUCGCGGGGUUUUCUGAGACUCAAAGUCGCUAUGAUGAUUUUGAGGGGGAGAUUGAUGAGGAAGAUGAGAGAAUAUUGGAGGCUUUCUUAUCAAAGGGUCCUAGUAAGGAGCCUACACUUACAGAUAUCAUUGUUAAGAAGAUCAAGGAGAACGAUGCACAAGUUUCUUCAGAAUCGCGGCCUUUACCCAAAAUGGACAGCUCGGUGAUAGAUUUGUACAAAGGGGUUGGUGAGUUCAUGAGUAAAUACACAGCUGGCAAAGUUCCUAAAGCAUUCAGAAAGAUCACUGCAAUGCAACACUGGGAAGAUGUCUUGUACCUUACUGAACCUGAGAAAUGGUCCCCAAAUGGGAUGUAUCAAGCUACAAGGAUCUUGGCGUCGAACUUGGGUUCGAAGAAGGCUGAGCGGUUUUAUAGACUAGUUUUGCUUCCUCGAGUUAGGGAUGACAUUAAGAAGAAUAAGAGAUUGCAUUUUGCUCUUUAUCAGGCGUUGAAAAAGGCUAUUUUCAAACCUGCGGCAUUUAACAAGGGAAUAUUGUUUCCAUUGUGCAAGUCAGGAACAUGCAAUCUUAGAGAAGCAGUCAUUGUUGGAAGUGUUAUUCAAAAGGUCACCAUUCCUAUGCUUCAUUCCAGUGUUGCCUUGCUGAAGCUUGCAGAAAUGGAGUACUGCGGCACAACAAGUUAUUUCAUCAAGCUUCUUUUGGAAAAGAAAUACGCGCUGCCAUAUCGUGUUAUUGAUGCACUUGUUGCUCAUUACAUGAGAUUUAUGGAGGAUUCAAGGAUCAUGCCUGUAAUUUGGCACCAAUCACUACUGGCAUUUGUUCAAAGGUACAAGAAUGAACUCCAAAAGGAAGAUAAAGUGAACCUUAGAACCUUAGUCGGAAGACAGAGGCACUAUCUGGUGACUCCUGAAAUUGUUAGAGAACUAGACAACAGCAGGAAUCGUGGUGAAAAGGAGGAUGAUCUUAUGGCAAUAAAUAUCCUUUGACUGUGAACUAGUUUGAAAGUUUCGCUACUUGUUAACUGUUGACCUCUCUUCUUCAUUACAGCUGGCGUGUAAAGUCUUAUUUCAUUCUGUGAAUUCCUUGACUUAACAUUACCAUCUGUUUCUGUAAUCAACAAGACAAUCGAGGAAGACAGGUUUGAUAUACCGGAAGUUCCUAUGGAGGAGGACUAAGGUGCUUAUCUCUGUCCUUAAAUCUCAUUAUUAUCGUAUUUCUUAUCUCUUGAUGUUUAGGCCGCGGUUGCUUGACAGUUCUUUAAACUAAGUUUUUCCCUCGAAUCGCCAGGGCUUUCUACUACUUCGUGGAAGUAAUGUGCCGGCUGGCUACUACCGAUGAAUAGUUCUCUGGAGAAGACUAAAUUUUGAUUCUUGAGCUCAGUUAUUAAUUAGAUUUAGGCGGGUUGGGUGAGAAACAAGAACAACUUGUAUCUUUUGUGAUUUUUACAGCUUUUUAUCGUGGGAGGGAUGUCUAUCUCAUGCGAAGGAAUCACUAUUGGCCAACUUGUUUGAAAUAUAUAUGGUUUGUAAGGAAGUGGUUAAGUAUUAUACAUCAAUCUUUUCUAACAAUUCGAGUUAUUGAGAUCAGUUGGUUUAUGAUAUGGUAUCAAUAUAGAGCUGUUUUGUCCAUGAGUUAUGUGUUUAAGUCCUCACGAUUCUCAGCAUUAAUCGUUGUCUUCAAGUAUAUGGUAUUGUGGGUCUGUGCAAACUUCAAGUCCAUGAGUCGGCUUUCAUUUGAGUGGGUGUGUAAGGAAGUGACUAAGUACUAUACAUGAGUCUCUCGCAACAAUUCGAGUUAUUGUUACUAGUUAGUUUAUGACAUGAUUUAGGUUGUGACAAUUCUGAGCAUUCGCGUUUUAGGCUUGCAAUGUUUGUUUGAGCUUCUUCAUUGUCCAUAAACACAUGUUUACCUACAAUCUUUGUUUACACUCAUGCUAUGCAUUGUUUCUCGAAGGUCUUUCACCAUUUCGUUCUCAGAACAACAACAAAUGAAGAAACCCACCAGGAGUGUAAUCAAACCAUUGACGUUCA
This is a messenger RNA of Linum trigynum, 2533 nucleotides long. Lineage: Eukaryota; Viridiplantae; Streptophyta; Magnoliopsida; Malpighiales; Linaceae. The record is from the annotation of a GenBank genome assembly.